Eutrema salsugineum is the source of this 532-nucleotide messenger RNA. Its product is annotated as anaphase-promoting complex subunit 11. The transcript has 4 exons. NCBI's taxonomy places the organism in Eukaryota, Viridiplantae, Streptophyta, Magnoliopsida, Brassicales, Brassicaceae. Gene Ontology annotation, cellular component: anaphase-promoting complex; nucleus. Gene Ontology annotation, biological process: anaphase-promoting complex-dependent catabolic process; positive regulation of mitotic metaphase/anaphase transition; protein ubiquitination. Bases 140 to 313 code for a protein of 57 amino acids. Gene Ontology annotation, molecular function: zinc ion binding; cullin family protein binding; ubiquitin protein ligase activity. The record is from RefSeq and is a predicted model, not a curated record.
UCCCCUUCUCGUCACUUUCCCCGUCGAAUUUCGCUGCUCCGUCAUCGCUGCAGGAAGCCAUGAAAGUCAAGCUCUUGCAUGGCAUGCGGUUGCAUCAUGGACAUGGGAUGCUCAAGAUGAGACAUGUGGGAUAUGUCGAAUGCCAUUUGAUGGUUGUUGUCCAGACUGCAAACUCCCUGGAGAUGAUUGCCCUCUAAUUUGGGGAGCUUGCAACCAUUCGUUUCACCUCCAUUGCAUACUGAAAUGGGUUAAUUCACAGACGAGCCAAGCUCAUUGCCCCAUGUGCCGUAGAGAAUGGCAAUUCAAAGAGUAAUAAGGAGUGGAGAGAAGGGCUUUGUGUUGUGCCUUGAUUGGCUUUUUAGCUUUGCUUUCCACUUUUAGAGAUGUGUUGGGCCCUUGAUGGGUGUUUAAUGGUUGCAAAUAUAAGUGACCACAAAAAAUUUACUAAAGAUUUUGGUGAAUUCUGUGUGCCACAUGUAUAUGAAACCUUGGUCACGUGAGAGAUUAAAACGAGAGGUAAAGCUUUCAAAUC